CCUGACAAGGAAGUAAGCAAAGAUGAGGGUUUCCACCAGUAAGCUACAGCAGCUCACCAUCUUCACCACCUUGCUGACUGGUGGAGGGAUGGGUACCAUGUACUAUCUCCAGCAGAAUAAAGAUUCCUGUGACUGGGUCAAAAACUGGAGGUUAUCUGUAUACGUUUUCAAUUAGAGAUCCUAAUACGUACGGGACAAAUCGCAGCCAUGAGUGAAUUGGAAGAGUUCAUGACAUUUUUCGGUCAAUAUGAUAACACCACUGAUGGGAAUUAUGUGGUCAGUGAAACUGUCCGGCUCUGUUCAAAGAGGGAUGUCAAUGAGUUUGGCGCGAGAUUCAUCCCAAUUUUCUACUAUACCAACUUCAUCCUGAGUUACAUCGGCAACGGUCUUGUCCUCUUCAUCAUCUACAAGUAUGAGAAGCUGAACACGGUGACAAACGUCUUCCUCCUGAAUUUGGUCCUCUCCAACAUUCUCUUUGCCUCCAGUCUGCCCUUCUUGGCGAUUUACCAUCAGUCUGAGUGGAUUUUUGGCUUGGUUCUGUGUAAGAUAGUCAGCAGCGCUUACUUCAUUGGCUUCUACAGCUCCAUCCUCUUUCUCACACUUAUGACAUUUGACCGAUACCUUGUAGUGGUGCAUGCAGUGGCAGCUGCCAAGAGCAGGAGAAGGUCAUACGCCAUCAUUGCAUCUGUGGUGGUUUGGUGCAUCAGUAUUCUAGCAAGUGUGAAAGAGCUCAUUCUCCAAAAUGUGUGGACGAGCCCGUCCAGCGGAAUCAUGUGUGAGGAGCUAGGAUACCCUGAGGAGACCAUGGACCGCUGGCGUCUGGUCACUUACUACCAACAGUUCCUGCUCUUCUUCCUCCUCCCUCUGUUCAUGGUGAUGUACUGCUACAUCUCCAUCACCGUCCGCAUCCUGUCCACCCGCAUGAAGGAGAAGUGCCGCUCCAUCAAGCUCAUCUUUGUCAUCAUCUUCACCUUCUUCGCCUGCUGGACACCCUACAACAUCGUCAUCCUUCUUCAAGCCAUUCAGAUCUCCAGCACCAGCGAGGAUGAAGACUCAUGUUCCUCUAGCUUGGACUAUGCACUGUAUGUGACCCGGAACAUAGCCUAUUUGUAUUGCUGCAUCAGUCCCGUGUUUUACACGUUCGUGGGAAAGAAGUUCCAGAGCCACUUCAGAAGGCUGGUGGCAAAGAACAUCCCCUGUCUGAAGAGACACAUUAGUAUCAGCAGCCAGAGCACCAAAACCACAUCACAGAGGACACCACACUCUGACUACUAGACACACACACACACACACACACACACACACACACACACACACAUACAAACACCAGACGAUACUGUAAAAAAUGCCAAUUUAUAUUCUUUCGUAUAUAUAAUUACAAGUUACAGUAUAUAUUACAACAAAAAACCAACCAACACAUUAUUUUCACUUUAACAAAAGUUAGUCCUGAUAACAAAACAUCUGCUUCUCACAUUCAGACUGUUACUGUUAUAAGAUGAAGGCUUGUUGUGUGUCUUUUCGUACAUGUCCUCUGAGAAACAAAUACUACCAAAGUGAAAUCUGUCUGCUUCAAAAUAUGAUGCUUUGCUAGAGUUAUCCCUGUAGUGUAAUUUCUCAGCUCUCAUUGGUUGUUUUCAUUGAGGCCUGGUGGCUUCUUGCAAAUGCCAUUAGGAGCACUAGGAGGAGCCGGAUUUUUUCACAGAUUAUAUGUAUCUAUGUACUACUGUCAGGAUAAUGAAAGUUUCAGCAAAUAUGACAAAGUUAUUUUUAUAAAAGUUAUCUACUGCAGCUUUAAGGCUAGGACUAGUGUUAUUCUAUAGGUUGGGUAUAUACUUUUCAUGUUGUCAAUGAAUCCCAUGAAAAGACCAAAACCAACAAUGUGUUAGUCUGUCUCUCAGUAAUUUCUGGCUCAGUACCUGAAGAGUGGCCCUCAGUCCCAAGCCCACUGGUUCCUACCAACAGCUCACAAAUAAAUAGUUUAAUUUCCAAAAGACUUAAAAGGGCAUUAAGUGGCAUCUAGCAGUGUAGUUGCAGAUUGCAGUGAAGGACACAGAGGUUUAUGUAAUCUUAAAGGUUGCUUUUCUUGAGGAACUUUAAGUGGUCUGUGGUAAUAUGUGGAGCUAAAUGAUUAUUUACUUGUUGAUUCAAUGUUGAAUGUAACGUGCAUGUUUAUAGCAAUGUGAUGCAUUGACACAUCUUAUCCAAGUGCUUUAAAAUAAACUGUAUCUUAAUCUUUCAAUAAAUAUACCAGUCACUGUUCCCGA
Molecule: messenger RNA, 2264 nt
Organism: Dicentrarchus labrax (European seabass)
Lineage: Eukaryota; Metazoa; Chordata; Actinopteri; Moronidae
Product: C-C chemokine receptor type 3
Exons: 3
Coding region: 208-1275 (355 amino acids)
Biological process (GO): chemotaxis; immune response; G protein-coupled receptor signaling pathway
Cellular component (GO): mitochondrial inner membrane
Molecular function (GO): chemokine receptor activity
Source: RefSeq, a predicted model, not a curated record